AUGGAGAAGGUCAUAUUGAAAAUUGCAUUUGGCGCCACUCAGUUGAAUGAAUUCACGUCUUAUCGUUGUGGUGUCAUUGUACCGUUGAACAAGAAAGUGAUUUGCAAGGAAUUCAAUUUAAAACACUGGCCAAUUACACAUGUAUGGAAGAAUAUUUUUCAAAAUAUAUUUCGUUUAAAAUUGUUACAACGAUUUCAAGAAUCUCAGUCUACACUGGAUAAAGAUUUUCUUGUAUCCUAUGAAAUUGGCAUAGAUGAAACUAAAUUCACAAUCUUAACCAACUUCUGUCCUUAUGGCAAUCUUUUUGAAUGGUUUCAACAAAGAGCAUCAUUCCACGUGGAGGAUGUUUGUCAUAUUGUACAUCAUCUAUGUCUGGCUCUUGAUUAUCUGCAUGGCAGAAAUAUUUUUCAUGGAAAUAUCAAACCAUUCAAUAUUUUCUUUAAAACAGACAGCUCAACUUCAGUUUCAUUGGCACUGGAUUUCAGUGUGCUGACAGAAAUCAAUUUGUUGACUAACAAUAUUAAUCAAAUGUUUAUCUACUUAUCACCUGAAUAUCUGGAUCUGGUAGUGGAUUCCGCUGCUGACUUUCAUUUGAACUCCUUGGAGAAUAUCUGCCAAACGGUGAAUGACUUGUGGAAUAAGAAGUCAUCUCAAAUGGAUUCCUGGUCUGUUGGUAUAAUCAUGCAUCUACUGAUAACAGGUAGACUUCCAUUUCUGGAAUAUAAAGAAAUGUCCACAUUGUUGAAUGACAUGAAGAGGAAUUCAUGCAAGUUGGUGGCUCCAAUACUUUUCAGAGUUGACCCGUGUAUCCGUGAGACAAUUGUGUCAUUGCUGCAAGUGAGCACAAAUAUGAGGAGAAAUGUCAGUGAACUGGCAACAUCUAACUGGUAUUCCGAAAUGAGUGAAGGAGAUAAGAGACAAAAUUUGAAACCAAUUAUUGAAUACAACUUUCUCAGUACUUUUAUGCAACAUCAAAUGGAGUCAGGAAAUACUCUUGAGACGAUGAAAAAGUGGAUGGAGAGGAGAAAAUUGGAGUGA
Messenger RNA from Heterobilharzia americana, 1038 nucleotides. The record is from the annotation of a GenBank genome assembly. Lineage: Eukaryota; Metazoa; Platyhelminthes; Trematoda; Strigeidida; Schistosomatidae.